CAAAUGGUUAGCAUUGCCCGCACAAUGGGGCUCAAUAGUGAUCCAGACGAGUUUCCCGGAAAAUAUAAUUUAUUUGAAGCCGAGACAAGGCGAAGAGUAUGGUGGGAUAUAUUUUAUUAUGAUUUGUUUGUGGCAGACUGUAUGGGCCAGCUCCCGUUUAUUGUCGAUAAUUCAUUCACCACAAAGAUGCCUUUGGACGUUGAUGAAGACUUAUUCUCGCCAGCUUCAACUUCGGUCCCACUACCGCGGAGCUCAUUGUCUCCUCUAGAUCAUGAGUCGACGGAUUUCAAGUACUUUGGGUUGAAAUGCCAUUUGGCCAAGAUCAUUAAAAAUGUCAAGAAGCGUCCCUUCAAAGAUCCAGUGCGGGACACCUCUUCGCACGACCAACCUUCGAUUGAGCAGGUGGCUACGCUUGAAAGCGAAGUCAAGCAGUGGCUGACCGAGCUUCCACCUGGCUUCCGCCUUGACAUGAACGCCGAAUUCCCGGGUACUGUUGGUCCACAAUACACCGAUCAUCUUAGCGGUUCUCCAUCGUCUCUGUUCCCGGGCGAUUUGACAUCGGUUUCUCCCAUUCUAAUGGCUCAGCGCUGUGAGCUUGCGAUAACCGCCAACCGGCUUAUAUUAAAGGCCUAUCUACCGUUCCUAAGAUCCUCGUAUGUCAGCAGCACAGCAUCGUAUUAUCAAGCCGUUAUGAGCACCAUAAAU
This is a messenger RNA of Serpula lacrymans var. lacrymans S7.9, 705 nucleotides long. RefSeq lists its product as uncharacterized. The annotation marks the transcript as partial. The transcript has 3 exons. Lineage: Eukaryota; Fungi; Basidiomycota; Agaricomycetes; Boletales; Serpulaceae. Gene Ontology annotation, molecular function: DNA binding; zinc ion binding. The record is from RefSeq and is a predicted model, not a curated record. Gene Ontology annotation, biological process: DNA-templated transcription.